UACAGAGUUUUAAUUACUUUCUACUAAAAUUGCAUUUCUUACACCACUGAAGAAGGAAGAUCUGAGAAACAUUCAUAUCAGAUAGAAUGUUUUCCGGAAAGUACCGAAAGACCAGCCGAAGUUUGCCGAUUGCUUUCAUGCGAGGUCGGAUUCUACGUCACGGAUGUUCACGUCAACUUGUUUACAAACAUUGCAGAACUUGAAAAUGGACGAAAAUUUGCAGAAAAAGUUCCCACCUGUCAUUGAGCUUAAUGUUGGAGGAAAGCUUUACACAACCACCUUAUUGACCUUGGUGAAAUGCAAGGAUACAAUGUUAGCUGCUAUGUUUAGUGGGAAUUAUGAUGUUAAAAAAGAUCAACAUGGGCGUUACUUCAUAGAUGCUGAUGGGGAGAAUUUCCACUACAUCUUGAACUACUUGCGUUAUGGAGAGCUUCCUCCACAGGAUGUUGCCCCCAAAAUUUACAGAGAAGCGACAUACUUUGGCCUCCAAGGUAUGGUGGAAGAGCUGGAGAAAAACCCAUCCUUUCUCGCUAAAAUCCACAGGGAAAGUUUCAGGGCUCAGUUUCCUGGUUACACAAAACUCAUGAAUUCCAUCAUCAACAAAAUUUAUCAGGAAUCCUCCAAAAACACAGAAACUGUUUCAUCAUUGCUUGUCACACUUUUCGCCAAAGACAAAAAACCAAAGCUCGAAGCAUUUGACAAAAACCAUUGGUGCACUUUCAAAUCGAAAAAUAAGAAGCGACUCAAGGUGGAUUUUGUCCUUGGUCCGUGGACAAGCAAGACAAAGGAGAAGGAGGUGAUGGACUGCAUUGUGUUUGACUUUAAAGAGCAGGGCUUCACCCUAACACACGAGAGUAUAGGCCAGUGUUCAUAUAAAUGUGACAGUCCACCGGAUUACCCAGGGGAGGCAACUGUGGAAAAUUGCCCCCGAUCCAUUUUCAAAUUAUCUUUUCACUGGUGGAAAUGAAGCAUAGAGAUCAUCUUCACUAGCCAAGGGUUUUUAAAUGGACUGAAAACCCUUGGCUAGUGAGGAUGCAUAGAGAUCAACUACCUCAGUUUAGGCGUGUUCUAGGGUCAAUGUUAAUUUUUUUUAUGUAUCUGCUCUCUUUUAUACCUCUUUCUAAUGUCAGAAAAUUAUUUUAGGACACUGAGAGCAGUCCGAAAAAAAACCCCAGAGAGAUGAGAACCAGUCUAACCUCAGUUUUACUUCACCUGAUUUUGCUUUGUACAUAUAUUAUGUGGAUAACUUACAUAUAUUUAAAUAUUUUAAGAUUUACAUUUGUUAUUGCAAUUUAGAUAGUUGUUUAAUAGCAUUUUAGUAUGAAAAAAUAUAUAUACAUAUUCAUGUUUAUAAAAUUUUGUUUUUAUGCUUCAGUUCUAGAGGCACAGCAGUUGUUGAUAUUUAAUGUAGUAUUUAUAUUUUAUGUAGACACUCAGUAUACCGUUUUUUAUUUGUUAUCAAAAAUAUUUCUUUACUUAAUGGAAUGUUUGAAGAGUUUUAUAAUCCAUGUGCAUGUUUUUGGUUCAUACUGUUAGACAUACAAUGUAUAAAAUUUACCAUGUUUACGAGAAAUCUUAAGGAAAAAAGAGAACAAAAACAAACAAAAAGAAAAAGACAAAAAACUCCCAAAUCCAGCUGUAGUGAUAUUUUUUUCUGUAGGUUUCAAACACUUCAUGUGAUAAAGUUCAUUUAAGGGUAAUAUACACAGUACAAAAAAUAACAUGCACAGCCUCUGCUUGUGUUGAUUUUAAAUUCAACGAGGAAAUAUUAAUUAAGUAUCCUAAACAAUGAAAAUUUCCAGCACAAAUAAUUAUCACAACCCUGUCUAUCAAUUCAAUAAUCCUUGAUUAUACUGUGUUAUUAAAAAAUUAAAUAUCGAGUUUUUACACCAGUCAACAUUAUGGCCAUUCAAUCUAUGUACAAUUUUUAACAUUUUUGUAUUAGUUUCAGAUGAAAUAAGGCUUGUCUACUAAUAUAGACGUCUAUUGUAUUUCUAUCACGAUUUGAUGUUAAAAACAUUGAUUACUCCUUUUUUUAACCUGUGGUUUCAAUAUUGACUCCUGUGAAGAAGGCAAAUAAAUUCGGAUGUCCUUUAGGUCCUAAUGCAGGAUUAAUUACACCAAGCAACUACAUUAUUAAACAAUUGUUGUUGUGGUUGAUAUCUUUACUGAGCACAGGAUAAUUAGUUUCUGAGAGGGAGACAUAUUUAUUCUUGUUUUCAGUUUACUAGUAAUAUUUUCAGUAUAUUUCAACAAUUUACGUACAUCACGAAUAAUAGUUAUAUUGCACUAGUAUAAUGCAUUAUUAUCUUCAAGCGAAAACAUCUGCUCUGGUUGUCAAGGAAAGAAAAUUGUCCUUACAAAAAACCUGUGAAACAUAUUAAUUAUGUAUGUAUAUUUUAUUCCUUACACAUAAGAUUGUUAUCACCAAUGAUUGCACAUCUUUUCGUAAAACAGGAGAGCUGUACAUAAUACUAUACAUCCUUGAAAUAUUAAGUAUUAGAAAUAUGAAACACACACUGUCAGUAUAUAGUUAAUGAAAUAGUUAAUGGAAUUUACACUGAUGAAAGGUUUGGCUAUGUACAAUGCAAUGUUUUCCCUUGUUCUAUUAAGUUCAUAUAUAUUAAAAUAUGACUUGGAUCUAACAUGAAUAUCAAUCCGUUUCAGCCUCUUCUUUGUCGACAAAUCCACUAGUCAUUUCUAUGUCCGUCAAACUCCUGGUACGCCUGA
Messenger RNA from Ostrea edulis (European flat oyster), 2730 nucleotides. Its product is annotated as BTB/POZ domain-containing protein KCTD7-like. Gene Ontology annotation, molecular function: protein binding. Gene Ontology annotation, biological process: protein homooligomerization. The record is from RefSeq and is a predicted model, not a curated record. Bases 164 to 967 code for a protein of 267 amino acids. Lineage: Eukaryota; Metazoa; Mollusca; Bivalvia; Ostreida; Ostreidae. The transcript has 2 exons.